Messenger RNA from Medioppia subpectinata, 1300 nucleotides. NCBI's taxonomy places the organism in Eukaryota, Metazoa, Arthropoda, Arachnida, Sarcoptiformes, Oppiidae. The record is from the annotation of a GenBank genome assembly.
UGUAGGUAUUUGACUAGGAACUUUAAUUAUUUUACAAAAGUUGGAUUGACCGGACCUAGACCAUUGCCAAUAGUUGGUAAUCUAUGGGAGCGUUUGUUUAUAUCACUACCAGAAUUGGGAACAAAAUGGCAACAAAAAUAUGGAAACAUUUAUGGAAUAUUUAGUGGAAACACACCACCAAAUGUCAAUUUUCAAAAGCACUAAACACCCGAUUGUGGGGAAAAUGUUAACUGGACUUCAGGGCGAGGACUGGAAGAGAGUCCGAUCCAUAGCCAGCCCUGUAUUCACUUCCGGCAAAAUGAGAAAAAUGUAUCCAAAGGUCAAAAAUUCUGUGGAGGGGUUUAUGAAUACAUUGAAUGAAUAUGUAAAAGAAAAACAUGAGAUCAAUGCUAAGGAUAUGUACGGCUGUCUAACAAUGGAUGUGAUCGCAAACUGCGCUUUCGCUACAAAAACCAAUGCAUUCAAAGACCCAAACAAUGCAUUUGUAGUGAAUGGAAGAAAUUCAGUACAUUUUUUCUCGUCAAUUUUACGACAAAUAUUGAAGGUUAGGGAAAAAUCAGAGACAAAAUCCAAUGAUUUGAUUGAUCUCAUGAUGAAAGCUAAAGCAGGCGAAGAAGAAUUAGAAAUUGAGAAAAAAAUAUUGAAUAUAAAGGCAUCGAAUAAAUUCAUAACAGAGGAUGAGAUGAUUGCUCAGGCAUUUAUUGUACUCAUAGCCGGAUACGAGACUACAGCCACUGCUCUAUCUUUUUGUUCCUAUGAAUUGGCACUCAAUCCAGACGUUCAGCAAAAGCUAUACGAAGAAGUGAUAUCUUCAAUGGACACAAACGGAGAGAUUGAUUACGAAGUGUUGACAAAACUCCCGUUUUUGGAUGCAGUCAUCGCUGAGACUCUUAGACUCCAUUCACCUAUUAUUAAAAUAGGAAGAAUUGCGGCCGAAGAUUAUCGCUUGGGAAACACAGGGAUCACUGUUUUUGAGGGACAAGCAGUGGAAAUACCAAUCUAUGCCAUCCAUCACUCGGAGGACUACUAUCCAAAUCCCGAAAUGUUUAUUCCCGACCGCUUUCUACCAGAAAAUCGUCACAAAAUAAUUCCUUACACUUAUCUGCCCUUCAGUUCCGGUCCUCGCAAUUGCAUUGGAAUGAGGUUUGCAUUAAUGGAAGCGAAGUUAGGUUUGGCUCAUAUUAUACGGAGGUUUCAGUUUACCCGAAGUCCACAAACAGAUGUUCCCUUAAUAUUACGUAAAGUUUCUCUCCUCAACAGUGCUAAAUCUGUAAUAAUUGGCAUUAAAAUUAGGGAUUAA